Messenger RNA from Parnassius apollo (apollo), 303 nucleotides. Lineage: Eukaryota; Metazoa; Arthropoda; Insecta; Lepidoptera; Papilionidae. The record is from the annotation of a GenBank genome assembly.
AUGAGUGUCGUUCGAUCGCCACCGCAGUCGUCUAACAUGUAUAACGAAGGCAAUAGAGAUUCGAUAGCAACCAUAAGUAGUGUUAAUAAGCUUGAAAAGAUUAGUGCUUCACAACCAGAUUUGCGAAAGAUUACCCUGUCUGAUAACACCAACCAGAUAACUCUUCGCGCCAAAAGAAAACAGCCGCAUGAUGACUUUAGUAUACAAUUUGAUAAAUUUCAAGCUAAAAUCGAGUCGCUUAUAGAGGAUAUAAAACCCAAACUGAAAAUCUUCACAGAAUUGGUCAAGAUGUCUCAGCAAUAA